UGCCCUCCCCCAGGAGAGGAGCAGAAGCCAGCUCCAAAAGGGAAUGACCUCUGGGCUCCUGGUGGCCCCCAACUCCCUGGCAACACUGACGUUCCAAGAUGUGGCCGUGGCCUUCAGCCAGGAGGAAUGGAGAUGCCUGGACCCAGUUCAGAAGAGCCUGUACCGGGAGGUGAUGCUGGAGAAUUAUCGGCACCUGGUCUUUCUGGGGCUUCCAGUUUCCAAACCAGAACUGAUUUCCCAGCUGGAGUGUGGGGAAGGCCCGUGGAUGCUGCUGGAGGAAGAGCUAAGAAGCCACUGUCCAGACCAGAACAGUAGUCCAGAGACCAAGAAGACAAUUUUAAAGCAGGUCAUUUUUGUGGAAAAAUCAUCCCAGGAAAGACUCUCAAGAGAUCACCCCAAAGACUUUAAGUUUGGAAAAAUUGGUGGCUAUGGCCAGAGAUUUAACAGGCAUAAGAGAAAGCAGAAGAGAACCUUAAGCAAUAAAUCAUCCCUUAUUCUACAUCGCCGAUUUCAUACUGGAGAGAAACCAUAUAAAUGUUAUGAAUGUGGAAAAGGCUUUACCAAUAGCUCAGUCCUGAUUGUACAUCAAAGAAUUCACACUGGAACCAAACCCUAUAAAUGUCAUUACUGUGGAAAGGCCUUCCUUCAGUACAUAGGGCUUGUGGUACAUCAGAGAAUUCAUACUGGAGAGAAACCUUAUAAAUGCCACAUAUGUGAAAAAGCCUUCAGCCAGAGUGGGCAUCUUAGUGAACAUCAGAAAAGUCACAAUGGAGAAAAACCCUAUGAAUGUAAUGAGUGUGGGAGAGCCUUUAGUAAUACCUCAUCCCUUAUUUUGCAUCACAGAAUUCAUACUGGAGAAAAACCCUAUAAAUGUAAUGACUGUGGCAAAGCCUUUAGCAACAGCUCGGUUCUUACUGUACAUCAAAGAAUUCAUACAGGAUCAAAACCCUAUAAAUGUCUUGAAUGUGGAAAGGCCUUCCUCCAGUCUUUCACCCAGAGAGGACACCUUACUGAACAUCGGAGAACUCAUAGUGGGGAGAAACCAUAUACAUGUAAUGAAUGUGGUAAAGCUUUUAGCAAUCACUCACACCUCACUCUCCAUCACAGAAUCCAUACUGGAGAGAAGCCCUAUAAAUGUAGUGAGUGUGGAAAAGCUUUCAGUCAAAGGGGUCACCUCACUGAACACCAAAGAAUUCAUACUGGGGAGAAGCCUUACAAAUGUAAUGAAUGUAGCAAAGCUUUCAGCAGUCGGUCACGACUUACACUACAUCAUAGAAUUCAUACUACAGAUAAACCCCGUAAACACCGUGAACAUCGAAAGACUCGUGUUGUGGACCUUCCUCAGUGUCAGAGGAUUAAAACUGGGGGGAAAUGUUACAAAUGUACUGAAUGUAGUAAAACCUUCCAAAGCAGCUCUUCCCUAGCUCUUCAUCAAAGGAUUCAUAGUGGAGAAAAGCCUUAUGAAUGUAGCGAAUGUGGAAAAGCUUUUCGCCGGAGAAUAUAUCUUACUAAACACCAGAGACUUCAUAAUGGAGUGAACACUUAUAAAUGCAGUUCAUGUGUACAUGACGAUUACCUCAAGUGGUCGGGUUACUUCCUGGAGGAGCUGCAUGAUUUUGGACUUGUAUUUCAUGGGGGAGUCCUUAGUGGUAAGGAGCUGCCUCUCCUUACAUAUGGUACCCUGUGUAUAAAAUAUGGUACUGGCUAA
This is a messenger RNA of Gracilinanus agilis (Agile Gracile Mouse Opossum), 1708 nucleotides long. Its product is annotated as zinc finger protein OZF-like. The transcript has 7 exons. NCBI's taxonomy places the organism in Eukaryota, Metazoa, Chordata, Mammalia, Didelphimorphia, Didelphidae. The coding region runs from base 44 to 1708 and encodes 554 amino acids. The record is from RefSeq and is a predicted model, not a curated record. Gene Ontology annotation, biological process: regulation of immune system process; regulation of cytokine production; negative regulation of transcription by RNA polymerase II.